AUUCAUUCACGAGCUCUACUUUACCACAUAAGGCGGCACGAGCAGCAGCAUCACGGGUGGGACCAGGCGAAUCCUCGCGCUGUGAUUGGCCGGCCUUGCGCGUUGACUGACAGGUUUCCUCCCCGCUUUCUCCAGAGCCUCUGAUUAUUGACACUUCACCCAAAGCCUCGCUCACUGCCUCCUCGCUUGCACACGCUCGCGGAUAACCGACAAGCAUUGGACUGGUGCUCACCCAACCUCGCGCUCCGAUGUCAACCCAAAAAGUAGGCUACCCGUAAACUCAACGCCUUCAUAACGGCGGGACAGAGCGCAGAGCUGGGUCGUGGAUUCCUAUUGGGCUGGUGACGUUUCUCGUUCCUCUUCUUUCUACGACUCAUCUUCUUCUUAAAAGUUGUGAAGUCCCUCACUCACGUUCGCUCGCGCUCGGAAGACGGUUAGAAAUGGCCGAGAAGCGACGCUCGCCAUGCACGCUGAGCGUCAAAGCGCACGCGUUCUCCGUCGAGGCGCUGAUCGGCGCGGAGAAAAGGCGUAAGAUCGAGGAGGGCACCCUGAAGUGCUUCGAGGACGGCGCCGAUGCGCCCGAGGACACCGGGAGCGCGGGGACGCGGCCUGAGAGCACGAGCCUCAGCGACCGGGGCAGCGAGAUAGAGUGCGCGAGCGACUGCUCACCGGAGAGCGGAGAGGAUUUGCGGUCAGAUAGCCCGCUGCCAGAGGGUCUCUGCGCGCCGCCGGUGAUCGCGUCCCCGCUGCCCGGAGACGAGAUGCGCGUGGACCUACAAGGCUCGGACCUGUGGAAACGGUUCCACGAAAUCGGAACCGAAAUGAUAAUCACCAAGGCCGGAAGACGUAUGUUCCCCGCUAUGCGUGUGAAGAUCUCAGGUUUGGACCCGCACCAACAGUACUUCAUCGCUAUGGACAUCAUACCCGUGGACAACAAACGCUACAGGUACGUGUACCACAGCUCCAAGUGGAUGGUGGCGGGGAACGCGGACUCCCCGGUGCCCCCGCGGGUCUACAUCCACCCGGACUCCCCUGCGUCGGGGGAGACGUGGAUGCGCCAGGUGGUUAGCUUCGACAAACUUAAGCUGACCAAUAACGAACUGGAUGACCAAGGACACAUUAUACUGCACUCCAUGCAUAAAUACCAGCCGCGCGUGCACGUGAUCCGCAAGGAGUGCGGAGAGGAGCUGUCCCCUGUGAGGUCCGUGCCGUUGGGCGAGGGCACGAGGACCUUCUCCUUCGCCGAGACGGUGUUCACCACAGUCACCGCCUACCAGAACCAGCAGAUAACGAGGUUGAAAAUCGACAGAAAUCCUUUUGCCAAAGGAUUCAGAGACUCUGGCAGGAACCGGAUGGGCUUGGAGGCCUUGGUCGAGUCUUACGCCUUCUGGCGGCCGUCCCUGCGGACGCUCACGUUCGACGACAUCCCCGGCGGGGCCAAGCAAGGAGUCCCGGGGCAUCACGGAGGCCUGGGAGCGUCGUCCCACCUGCUCUCGUCCUCGCCGUGCUCCUCCCCUUUCCAGAUGCCCGCUCAGCCGCCCGACUACGCCUGCAGCCGGCCGUCGCACCCUCUCCAUCGCUACGGCAAACCCAACCGAGCACUUCCCGCCUCCAAGAGGCCCGUCGGCCUAUGAGGGAGAAGGGUUCUGUUCCCUGCCGCUCCCCGCCUCGCAGAUCGGCUACCUGCCCAACCAUGCCCCUCAGGGC
This is a messenger RNA of Gadus macrocephalus (Pacific cod), 1707 nucleotides long. It is a transcript of the gene tbx18, whose product is annotated as T-box transcription factor 18. NCBI's taxonomy places the organism in Eukaryota, Metazoa, Chordata, Actinopteri, Gadiformes, Gadidae. The record is from RefSeq and is a predicted model, not a curated record. Gene Ontology annotation, molecular function: DNA-binding transcription factor activity, RNA polymerase II-specific; RNA polymerase II cis-regulatory region sequence-specific DNA binding. Gene Ontology annotation, biological process: somitogenesis; morphogenesis of embryonic epithelium; positive regulation of DNA-templated transcription. Gene Ontology annotation, cellular component: nucleus.